Ochotona curzoniae (black-lipped pika) is the source of this 1953-nucleotide messenger RNA. RefSeq names its product zinc finger protein 425 (gene ZNF425). NCBI's taxonomy places the organism in Eukaryota, Metazoa, Chordata, Mammalia, Lagomorpha, Ochotonidae. Gene Ontology annotation, biological process: negative regulation of transcription by RNA polymerase II. The record is from RefSeq and is a predicted model, not a curated record. Gene Ontology annotation, molecular function: DNA-binding transcription repressor activity, RNA polymerase II-specific.
AUGCAAGAUAACCAAGGGACUUUGAGGGCAGAGGAGGAGGGAUGCCAUUUCGGUGGUCUUCAAGAGCAAGACUUGCGUGCUACCUUAUCAGGAAAGGAAAAAAAGAAUUCAUCUGAUCAAAGAACCACCUUACACUCUCCAGGUCUGCAGGAACUAGAGGUUCUAAAUCAAAAGCUGAGCCUCCCAGUAUCCAGUCAGGCCAAGCAAGCUCCGUGGCCCGAGCCUCCAGAUGCUCCAGGUCACUUGGAAGCUCUGCCUGGGUCGGGAUGUUAUUCUUGCUGUGUCUGCAGGGAAGUCUUUGCGGUGCAGCGCGACCUGGCAGAGCACCAAAGGAGCCACUCCACGAGGCAGCCCUGAAAAUAUCCAAAGCACAGAGACAGAUCCAGAGGGAAUUGUGAGCUCCGUCGGAGCCCAGUGUUGCUGUGUGGGAAGAAGCGAUUCCAGUGCAGUAAGUGUGAGGAGGGCUACUACCUGAAGCGCAGUCUCCUCACGCACCAGGUUGUCCACGCAGGGCAGCGGCCCUUCCCGUGCCCGCAAUGCGGCAAGACCUUCCGGUACAAAGCCGACUUGAAGAAACACCUGUGCCUGCACCAAGGGGAGCGGCCGUUCCGCUGUGCCGAGUGUGGCAAGGGUUUCGUGCAGCAGUGCAAGCUCCAGGAGCACCUCCGGCUGCACAGCAGCGAGAAGCCCUUCCCGUUGGAGUGUGGCAGGAGCUCCCGCCGGAGGGGAAGUCUGCAGGUCCACGUCUGGCAGCACAGUGGGAAGAAGCCCUUCCACUGCACCGAGUGCGACCGAAGCUUUCCUCCAAAGGCAGCCUUGCAGACUCACCCGAGGACACACAGUGGAGAGAAGCCGUUUCCGUGUGAGCAGUGUGGGAAGAAGUUCAUUUACAGGACGAAGCUCACCGAGCAUGUCCGAGUGCACACAGGCGAGAAGCCCUUGCCGUGUCCGGAGUGUAAUGAAAGUUUCCGCCAGAAGAGGAGUCUCAAAGCCCAUCGAUUCCAGCAUGACGGGAUGAAACCCUUCCAGUGUCUGGAGUGUGGCAGGAGCUUCUCCUGGAGGAGCGCCAUGAAGGCCCAUGAGCAUCUGCACAGCGAGGAGAAGCCGUUCUCCUGCGGGGAGUGUGGCAAGAGGUUUACCCGGCCCUCCAAGCUCACGCGCCACACCAGGCUCCGCAGCCGGCCAAAGGAGUUUCCCUGUGGAGCGUGCAAGAAGGGCUUUGCUCGGCAGUUGAGGCUCACCCAGCACCUCAAGAGCCACAGCUCGGGGAAGCCGUUCUCCUGCGGUGAGUGCAGUUUCUGCCGUUGCUCGCAUCUCACCGAGCACAUGAGGCUUCCGGGUGGGGAGGAGCCUUGGCAGUGUCCUGAGUGUGACAAGAGCUUCUUCUGGAAGGCCUCCAUCAAGUCCCCCCAGCGGAUGCACAGGGACGAGAAGCCCUUCGCGUGUAGUGAGUGCAGCAAGACCUACACCCAGCCGUCCCAGCUUGCUGAGCAUCUGCGAGUCCACGGUGGAGAGCAGCCCCACCAGGGUCCUGAAUGUGAUCAAAGCUUCCACCUCAAAGGAAAUCUGAAAAGCCACUCGCUCCAGCACAGUGGCCAAAAGCCAUUCUCUUGUGUGAAGUGUGACAAAAGUUUCACGCAGCGGUGCAGGCUCACAGAACACAUUCGAGUCCACAGCGGCGAGAAGCCCUUCCAGUGUCCGGAGUGUGACAGGAGCUGCUGCACACGAGGAGGCCUGGAGGCCCAUUUGCACACACACAGCGGCGAGAAGCCCUUCCGGUGUCUGCAGUGUGGCAAAGGCUUCCUGCAGAAGAGGAGUCUGGAGACCCAUGUGCACCGUCACAGCAGGGAGAGGCCUUUCUCGUGUCAGGAGUGUGGUAGAAGCUUGACGUACACGGGGGCGCUCAACACCCACGUUGCAGUCCAUGCGAGGGCAAAGGCCCCCAGUCUAUGA